Perkinsus marinus ATCC 50983 is the source of this 249-nucleotide messenger RNA. RefSeq names its product sterol o-acyltransferase, putative. Gene Ontology annotation, cellular component: endoplasmic reticulum membrane. Gene Ontology annotation, biological process: triglyceride biosynthetic process. The transcript is spliced from 3 exons. Gene Ontology annotation, molecular function: diacylglycerol O-acyltransferase activity. The annotation marks the transcript as partial. Lineage: Eukaryota; Perkinsozoa; Perkinsida; Perkinsidae. The record is from RefSeq and is a predicted model, not a curated record.
GAUCUUAUCGGAAAGGAUAUUGAAAUUAGCUGUGCCCAACUUGUACUUGUGGUUGUUGAUGUUUUUCACUCUUUUUCACACUUGGAUGAAUAUCCUGGCGGAGUUGACCAGGUUCGGAGAUCGCGAGUUUUACUUGGACUGGUGGAAUUCAGUCAAUAUUAGAGAAUAUUGGCAGAAAUGGAAUCUUCCUGUUCACUACUUCAUCCUUCGUCACAUGUACAUCCCUAUGCGAAGGCAACUGGGUCGUAA